This is a messenger RNA of Myotis myotis, 1272 nucleotides long. It is a transcript of the gene NOTO, whose product is annotated as notochord homeobox. The record is from RefSeq and is a predicted model, not a curated record. Gene Ontology annotation, biological process: central nervous system development; neuron differentiation. The transcript has 3 exons. Bases 1 to 744 code for a protein of 247 amino acids. Gene Ontology annotation, molecular function: DNA binding. NCBI's taxonomy places the organism in Eukaryota, Metazoa, Chordata, Mammalia, Chiroptera, Vespertilionidae.
AUGCCCAGCCCGGCGAGUGACCAGGCCCAGUGCCCGCGCGCAGGCUGCUCUCCCGCCCCCGGGCCCCGCGCCGACCCCGGCAGGUCCCGCGCUCCCCGACACCUCGCGUCCUCCUUCUCCGUCGAGGCCAUCCUGGCGAGGCCAGCGCCCCGCGCGCCCGCCGCCUCCCUGCUGUCCGCCCGCGCCCCUGCCUCCUCGGGCAUCUGGAAGGCUCCCUCCCGGUCUCCCGCCGCGGGUCUGCCCGGCGCGUACCCCGCUCCCUGGCUGCCCGCCUACCCGAGCCUGGGGCUCUACCAGCCGUCCCCCCAGCCCCCUGCGCUGGGGCUGCGCGCGGCUCACCUCGGCGGUCUCCAGGGCCUCGGCGUCACAGGUUUGGAGCUGAUUCACUGCCCAGGCCUCUGGAGUCCCCCAGGCUGGGCCCCAAGUGAGGACCUUCAGGACACGGAGAGACCCCAAAAGAGGAUUCGAACUAUGUUUAACUUGGAGCAGCUGGAAGAGUUGGAGAAGGUGUUUGCAAAACAGCACAAUCUCGUAGGAAAGAACAGAGCCCAGCUGGCAGCCCGGCUCCACCUUACAGAGAACCAGGUGAGGGUCUGGUUCCAGAACCGCAGGGUCAAGUAUCAGAAGCAGCAAAGGCUGAAACCACCAGCUGUGUCUGCCAUGGCUGCCUCCCCAGACGAGCCCUCCAGCAGCUCUGACACCAUCAUCCAGAGAGAAGACACGGAGUCAGGAGGGGACAGCUGAGGAUUGGGAUGAAGGCUCAACCCAGGCUGCCUGGGCUAGCUCUUCCUGGGGACACCCACUGGACCGACCUGCUCUACAUAUUAACAAAGAGUCUCAUCGGGGUCAACGGGCACCAGAGAAAUCUGAACCGUUGAGAACAUUUCAAUAUUGACUCCUGGGAGCUGCAAUAAUGUAAUGGUCAGCAGCACAGACUUUGACCUUCAGCUAUGUCCUUGGCCACGUUACUGAACUUCUGAGCCUUUUUUCUUCACCUGUGUCAUGAGUGUGUUGAUAGCUUAGAGCUCCCAGGGCUAAGAUGAUGUCUGUAAAGCACUUACAGUGUGCCAGGCCCAGUGCUAAGUGUGUGGCAACUGUUAAGGCUUAUAGACCCCUUCACCUGGGUUGGUGGUGCCUGUAGCAGCCCUGGCUUCCCCAGGGAUUAAUCUCUUCCUGGCCUGGUUGUGGAGCAGAGAGAGGCUCCUUGAAUCAAUUCUGGGCAUAGAAAACUCUUCCCCGACAGAAAUGGUAGAGUUGACAGCAAAAAAAAAA